GGGUGGCUCCCUGUCACUGCUGGCUCCCGGAAAAAGCCAGCGGUGAUUGGUGGGUCUGUUGGGGCUCCACUCCUCAGCAAGAUGGCUGCAUUGCUGCGCGCAAAUAGUGGCAUCCUGGUGAAAUGACGCAAGCCACAGUUUACGCUCCGUCCUCGCCGCUCUGCGCUCUCCAGUAUCCAUAGCGCAGAUCCCGCCCGACACACACGGAAGAAGACCGAGCGAGGGGCGAUCCUCCGGUGGACCGAGCCGCACCGGUUCCUCUGAGUGAGAGUGCGAUGAGGAGAGGAUUCAGAGUGUGAGGCCAUGGGCUGCACCUCGGCCAAGCAGGUGUCGGCCGUGCCCAACGAUGAGGAGGGACGCGGCAAGGCCUACAGCAACGGAGACCUCUUCACCGAUGAAUACAAGAUGAAGGGAGUGGAGGAGGUGAAGUACAUGAGAGGGGAUGAAAACCGAGUGAACGCACGCAACCAGGAAAACCUGGAGAAGAGUAAUGCGCAAUUCAGGGGGAAACAGAAGGAGGUCGCUGCGGCAAACAUCAAGUCGAAUAUUCACACGUCAGAGAGCCAGCAGGAAUUUUUCAGGAUGCUGGAUGAGAAGAUUGAGAAGGGGCGAGACUACUGUUCGGAGGAAGAGGAGGAGGAAGAUGGGACAUAGCACACAGGCCCCCGUAAAGUCACCCCCACAGAGAGCCUCACUGUGUGAAUGUGUGUGUGUUGACGUGCGUGUUUAUGUGUGCCUGAGUGAAGAAAUCAGUGUUUUAACCGACGGGGCGUUGAUGCGACUGGACUCUCUGUGUGGCAAAGAUUUAAAUGGAAGUGAAAGAGUGGAGGAUGCUUGAGAUAGAGAAAGAGAGAGAGAAUGGAAUAUAAGAGAACUUUUCUUCAGAGACUACAGCCCUCCUCUCUUUAGCGCCUCACCCCCCUUCAGGCCCCUGAGCGGACAGAUCGAGGUGGCGGAGCGAUGAAGGGACGGACAGAUGAAAGGACACGAUGACGGAUGGGCGCACAUCGCCGAGAACGGAGGGGAAGGACUCGCCGCGGUCGGGGUCAAACAGAGCCGCUUCCUCGGGCAAAAUCUCACGAAAACCUCCAUCUGUCCCUCCCUUUCUGUCCCGCCGAAUAUUUAACCCCUGCAAUUAAAGGAGCUCCAAAAACACAAAAGGACUGGGAGAGACACAAGCAGAGAAAAAAAACUGGAGACAGAGGAGUUAUGUAACACCGCCAGGACCCACACUGAACUUUUUUGGCCUACUGUCAGGCUGGACGAACCGAGGGUGAAGGAGGGUGAGAGGGCAAGAAAGGAAGGAGGGAAAUUUGGGAUAUUUUAAUAAGAUAGAGUUAAAGGAGCGAGCUGGUGGUUUAGAAAACUCUAAACUCCUGCCUUCUGAAGUCAAGGACCUUUAUUUUUUUAAAAUUUUUAAUUCUGUUCUGCAGCCACUUGUUCAGUUAAAUGUUCCCUUUUCUCUUCAGUUUGUUUUACUCUUGGCUUCCAUCGUAGUGUAUCACCAUCAUCGGUCAUUAUCGUCCUCAUCACCACGGCAGGCGGAUUGAAGCUGCGUAAUUCAGAGCGUCUGUGUCUCGACCCGAUCCAUCCCCCUUCAUUUAUCGAAACAUUGCAGCUUACACACACACACACACACACACACACACACACACACACACACACACACACACACACACACACACACACACACACACACACACACACGUCUGGUUCUUAUAUCCCCGUGGGGACUUACCAUUGACUCCCAUUCAUACCUAACCUCAUUUUUGGUCCCCACCGAGAUAGCGUGGAGUCAGGUCAAAGUCCCCAUCGGUAUAGAUAAACGCGUACGUACAAAUCGCACACACAUUAUCGGAUCGUCUUCAUUUCACCAGCAGCAGACUAUCAUGUGCAUCAAUCGGAGGUUUUUCCAAACACAGUCAUAAAAACAAGCUCAUUUCUGCUUUGGUUCAGUGUUCGUGCACACACACACACACACACACACACUGGCACUGAAGCAGCAAACUGGGCUGAGCUCAAGGGGGGGGGGGGGUGCGUGGUUGCCGUGGAGACACAGACCUGAUCACUUUAGUUUUUUUUUCUGUUGUUGUCGUUGUCAUCUUUACUGGAUACUUCCUGUUGUAUUAUUUUGAAUACUUUUUUUCUAUUAAAAAUAAAAACGCAGAAGCUCUGAA
Messenger RNA from Acanthochromis polyacanthus (spiny chromis), 2177 nucleotides. RefSeq lists its product as uncharacterized. Bases 304 to 654 code for a protein of 116 amino acids. NCBI's taxonomy places the organism in Eukaryota, Metazoa, Chordata, Actinopteri, Pomacentridae. The transcript has 6 exons. The record is from RefSeq and is a predicted model, not a curated record.